UUUAUUGAAAUGUAUAAAGUAUUCACCUAGAAGAGCCCUUUCACGUUUGCCAUCCCUCGAACAUAGCAUUUUCAUAUUUUGUAUUCUAUCUGUGAGAAUUAAGUCCAACAGAGGUUUAUCUUUGAAUCGCAUAUCGUGAGGGAUGGAGCUGAGCGCCGUGGCGAGUGAAGGGCUUACUUUAUGCGGGGAUACGGCCCGUGUUGGAGAUAGGAGCUUCCGGUGUCUUGUAAUGUCUGCAUGUGACAUUCUUCUCAAACGAAAGGACGAGGAUGUUCUACACGAUAAUGAUGAGCUAUCUUCAGUUGAUGCUGCUGUGUUAAAGCAGUCCUAUGCUGGGAUAGUGACCCUUGCGCUUGAGGCGGCCAAGACAAACAGUGAUACACCUCAGAUAAGCUCGUUGCUCGAGGACUGCAAAUGGGGAAGUGAAAGAAUCAACUAUUUCACCAGUUUGUAUGAGGAAAUAAAACCAGAGCUAGAAGCAGAGCUAAGCAGUAUUGGCAGUUCAUUUCCUCACAUAGUUGAUGUUGAUUGGAGACUAGAUUAUUACAUCAAGAACAACCACAUGGAGAAAGUCAAUCAGCCAACAUACCUGAUAACUUUGAAGACUGAGGAAACUAACAAGUCUAAAGGAAAGGAUAUCCAAUUUUCAUGCUCCAUGGAACAAUUACAGGAUCUGGUUGGCAAGCUGAGAGAUGCAUGUAAAACAAUGGAGCGGGUGGCUAACAUGUGAAGAUUUGGAGGUUGGCUCCUGUACUUAGUAAUAAGUUGGGCGCAUUCUUAAUCAUUCAAUCAUUGUACAAAGUGGUAGUACAUUAAACUAUAUAGGCAGGGAAAGAAUAUGUGUUUUAUUUAGAGCUUAUAAAACCUGAUAGGGAAUUGCUUUGUGAUCAAUUUAAGAGUCAAGGAAUCUUCUCUGAACAGUGAUUUCAGAGAGUUAUCAUGUCUUAAGACAAACUACAGACAAACAGAAUAACAACUUAUUGAUUAAGUUGAUAUUAUAUUUUUAUAUGCCAACAAUCUUGUACCAAGAGGAAAAAAAGCUGAACCAUUAAUAUCAAUGGAUAAAUUAAAAAAAACUUUUUUUUGUUAAAAUUAACUUUGGUACAUUAUUCUUGGUGGGAAAAAUAUUUAGCUGGCUCAAAAUCUUGAAUAAUGCUGCUAUAAUAUAUGUAUAUUCUUGUUAUAUUAAUAUGAAAAAUUCAUAUUGCAAAAUAUACACGAGAUCAAGAUACACAGGCAUCAGUCUAGGGGAUAAAUGGUCUUGUAGAUAUGCAUCCAACCAUUAGAUCCAGGAUGCCGGCAAGAAGGUUGCUGCCUCACGCACAUUCUCUAUUGCACACCCACACUGUGACGCUGGCAAGAAAACUUUUGAAAGCAUAUCUGGCUGCCGUUACAGAUUGCAAAGCAUUUUGGGAUACCCAUGGAAAACGAGGAGACUUUCCUACAAUUGACAGUUUUUUUAGAAAGUUGUUUCACCCCAAAGAAUAGCAGUGUUAUAAACAAUUUUAGAAUAUAUCUUAUCUUACCAACAUUCAUAAUCAGUUAAGGAUUAAUGUUCUUGGGCACUAUCCCAAUAUGCUAAUUAAAAUUACAGGCAACUGUCACAUAAAGUUUCCUCAAGCCCCUAACUAUGUGAGAUUAGAGUUGGACCACAAAGCACUGUUAAAUAGCUUGGAUAUCGCUGACUAGGUAGUAGUAGCUUUAUUUUAAGAGGGUAACAAUUAAAAGUGUGGUACACUUACAAACUUGUGAGGUCAGUAUGCAGCUCUUACAAGCUGCAAUUUGAUUGGGCAAAUGAACAAUAUCCGCACCUCGUCACAAAGAACGAGAAGAAUAGAGACAAAAGAACUCCUUUGUAGAACAAAGAUAAUAGGAGACAAAGCAGCUGCGUACUUACUCAACUUGUGGCCUUUCGUAAAAAAAAAACAAGUUUGUUUCAUAGUUUAAAAGUUCUCCCCACCUCAAGCUCACGCAAAUAUUUUGGCAAAAUGAAAUUGACCCACCAAACCUAGUUUUUGCAUUGUGUACAUAAAUGUUAAAUCUCUGAUAAAGUAUUCAGAAACUACAAUCUGAAUUCUCUUGAAAAGAAGGGAGCAUUUCAUCAGAAUGUUCUCAAUAUGAGAAGGAACAGGUCCAGUUUGUUGAAUAAAGGGAUGGAAGGCA
Nematostella vectensis (starlet sea anemone) is the source of this 2163-nucleotide messenger RNA. Its product is annotated as COMM domain-containing protein 3. The transcript is spliced from 8 exons. Lineage: Eukaryota; Metazoa; Cnidaria; Anthozoa; Actiniaria; Edwardsiidae. The record is from RefSeq and is a predicted model, not a curated record. Gene Ontology annotation, biological process: sodium ion transport. Bases 143 to 730 code for a protein of 195 amino acids.